This is a messenger RNA of Nicotiana tabacum (common tobacco), 3286 nucleotides long. The record is from RefSeq and is a predicted model, not a curated record. Lineage: Eukaryota; Viridiplantae; Streptophyta; Magnoliopsida; Solanales; Solanaceae.
UGGGGUCGGGUCUAACAACUAUCAUCAAUGAUCAGCACACCUCGGGAAAAGCAAUAUUUAGUCAGCAAUCAGUCUUGUUCUACCUCAUCCUAAAAGCGAUUCUUCUCACAAUCCAAACAUCAGAUAUCGCACUCGGAAAAAAUGGAGUUGGAGGUGAGAGUCGUCGGAGGAAUCGAGAGCUGUUUCGUGUCGUUACCAGUGAGCUUAAUCCAGACUCUCGAGUCCACCACUGCUUCCGGCUACCUUCCUCCCAUUCUAGCCCUCGAACUUCGCUCUCCUCAAAACGCUAACCAACUCUGGCGUGUUGCUUGGUCCGGUUCCGCUUCUUCCCAUCCAUUUCCUAAUUCUAUUCAGAUUGCAAAGCAAUAUGCCGAGUGUAUUGGAUUGUCGGAUCGUGCAGUGGUUCGAGUAACAGCACUGUCUAAUUUGCCUAAAGCUACUAUGGUUACCAUAGAGCCUGAUACUGAAGAUGAUUGGGAAGUUUUGGAACUUAAUGCUGAGCAUGCCGAGCAGGCUAUUUUAAAGCAGGUUGGUAUUGUCCAUGAAGCAAUGCGAUUUCCUUUGUGGCUGCAUGGGCAAACAAUUAUUACAUUCAAAGUUUUUUCAAUCUCUCCGCUCACACCGGUAGUACAACUUGUACCAGGAACUGAAGUUGCUGUUGCUCCAAAAAGGCGAAAAAGAAAUAUUAGUUCAGGUGAGGAUUCCAUGACGCAAGAUGAUAAGAUUUCGGUCUCAAAGGCACUAUUGAGAAUCCAAGAUACUGGUGAUCAAUGUAUUCAUAAAUACGAGGCUGAUGGAGUUGAGAUGAGAGUGGUUUUGACCUCUGCUAUCUUCAUUCAUCCAGAGACAGCCAGUAUAUACACUUUUGAACCUCUUCAGACUGUGGUAAUAAUUCCCAGAUUGCUUCCCAAAGAGACCAAGAAGAAUCAGGAGACAGAUAGCCGUAGAUUGAAAAAUAGUGUAACUUCAAAGGAAGUGAAAGUAGGGGGUGCACCUGACAAGCACGAUAUCCAUCAUGCAAUGGUUCGUCUAAUAUUUUCAGAAUCAGUGGCUAAAGGACAUAUAAUGCUUCCUCAGUCUCUUCGGCUUUAUUUGAGAGCGGAGUUACACUCAUGUGUUUAUGUGAAGAGAUUCAAUGUCAAAUUGAAGAAAGAGAUUCCUUUAGUUUCGCUUUCACCUUGUGAAUUCAAGGUACUCCAAGAGAAUGGGGUUUCUGAAGAAAAUAAUGCUGAAGUUUUGGGUAACAAAAAGAAUAAUAAAAUAAUAACAACACUUUUCAGAACCAAUUCAGACAUUGAGAUGGGUACUAUUGACUGGUCAACCCAUGAGAAAAUUGCCACAGCCUUUUCUUCUGAAUCUAGCAAGGAAAACAAAGAAACGAGCGUCAAGUCUGAUAUGAAAAAGGGCAUUGCAGCUCUUUUGCAUAGAUGGUGUCUUGCACAACUACAUGCUGUCACGCUAAAGGCUGGAGUGGAAGUGAAAUCAUUGAUUUUAGGAAACACAACUUUGCUUCACUUCAAAGUGAAAGAUGACAGAUCCAUAAAACAUGGUGUCCAAACAAUGAAUGGUGGAGAAGCAGCACUAGAUGUUGUAUAUGUGUUGUCAAUUUCUGAUGAAUCAAUACAUGACGAAAAGAUUGAUGCAUAUGAAGUUGCAUUUGAUGAAGGAAGCAAGUUAACUACUACUCCCGAAAGUUCAGAACCUUGGCUUGGAAAGCUUCAACUGGGCAAUGGUCUCUCCAUUAGGACUGUCAGGGAGAAAUGCUUCGCUAAAAGCACCAGUCUUACAAUUUCUUCAUUAGACUGGAUGGGAAUGGCUGCAUCUGAUGUGAUCAAUAGGUUGGUAGUUCUGUUAUCUUCAGAGUCUUGGAUGUUGUCCAGUGCUUAUGAUUUUCCGCUGCCAGGACAUAUUCUAAUCCAUGGGCCUUCUGGUUCCGGGAAAACAUUAUUAGCUACAGUAGCUGCUAAAUUCGCUGAAGAAAGUGAGGACAUCUUGGCCCAUAUAACAUUUUUAUCUUGUUCUAAGCUUGCUUUGGAAAAGCCUUCAACCAUUCGUCAAACUUUGCUUAGCUAUGUUGCUGAUGCGUUGGAUCAUGCACCUUCUGUUGUGGUAUUUGAUGAUCUUGAUAGCAUUAUUGCAGCCUCCUCUGAGUCUGAUGCUUCUCAACCUUCUUCCUCAUCAGCAGUGCUUGCAGAAAACUUUGCUGAUAUUAUGGAUGAAUAUGAGGAAAAACGGAGGAACACGUGUGGGAUUGGCCCAAUUGCAUUUAUUGCUUGCGCACAGUCUCUGACUAAUUUACCACAGGACCUGACCUCUUCUGGGAGGUUUGAUUUUCAUGUUAAAUUGCCUGCACCUGCUACCACAGAGCGUGGUGCCUUGCUAAAACAUAUAAUUCUGAAGCGUUCUUUGCAGUGUUCGGAUGACAUCUUGCUGGAUAUAGCGUCCAAGUGCGAUGGAUAUGAUGCAUAUGAUCUGGAAAUACUGGUUGAUAGGUCUGUUCAUGCUGCAACUGGCCGCUUUUUUACUAGUGAUUUGGGUGCUGGCAGACAGGAAAAACCUCUUUUACUUAAGGAUGAUUUCCUGCAUGCCAUGCAUGAGUUUGUUCCAGUGGCAAUGCGUGACAUCACAAAACCGGCUGCUGAUGGUGGUCGGUCUGGUUGGGAGGAUGUUGGAGGUCUUAAUGACAUCCGGAAUGCUAUUAUAGAGAUGAUUGAGUUGCCAUCCAAAUUUCCAAAUAUAUUUGCGAAAGCUCCUCUAAGGAUGCGGUCCAAUGUUCUGUUGUAUGGUCCCCCUGGUUGUGGCAAAACACACAUUGUUGGUGCUGCAGCUGCUGCAUGCUCGCUAAGAUUUAUCUCAGUCAAAGGUCCUGAGCUGCUGAAUAAAUACAUUGGUGCCUCUGAGCAAGCUGUACGAGAUAUAUUCUCAAAAGCAGCUGCAGCAGCACCAUGCCUUCUAUUUUUUGAUGAAUUUGAUUCUAUUGCGCCAAAGAGAGGGCAUGACAACACUGGUGUUACUGAUAGAGUUGUUAAUCAGUUUCUUACUGAAUUGGAUGGUGUUGAAGUGUUAACGGGUGUAUUCGUAUUUGCUGCUACAAGGUUAGCGUCUAACCGGAUGGGCUUUGUUUACUAUUGCUUUCAAAUUUUUGCCUUCACUUGCAUAUGUGGUACCCGCAUUUCAUCCGUUGGCACUUUUGUCGGUUCUUGGCCUUGUCAGUGAUUGAGCAUAUAUGCAGCCUUGUUAUUUUGUUGAAUUUUGUACUACUAGAUAGUAAUUAAUGCAGGUUGAA